AGGAGUUCGAAGUUCUCGACAUUUCAUAACCGCUGACGCGAUGUUAGAAGGUUGGCCACUAUGAUAAUGCUUUGGCUAACGGUUUUGUAGUGAUGCUGACGACCAACCAUUUCUUUACAUUGGCGGUGGUUACGAGUCAGUUCAUGUUGUUGUACACGUUGUUUCAUUGUAUUCCAUUCCGAAGUUUAGUGUUCAGGGCACUUGGAGGUGAUCCAUGGGAACUUUUUUCCAAAUCCCAUCUUCAGCAACUGCACCAAGAUACGUGUUAUUGGAGUUCCGGUGAGUCAGACACCGUUGUCUACGAUCCUGAAAACCUUCAUUGGAGCUCAUCCUCUCUUUCUACCUACCUGGAUGAAGUCCACAAUCAAGAUGGCGUCCAGUUUACUCAGCCUCCUACCAAACCAACAAGACAUACUUGGGUUUGGACGUCUGAUGAAGACAGUCAAGAUGAAAGCUACGACGAUGGAGUUUCAGGUAAUGAUGCUGGUUACAUGACAGAGACGACCACAGAGAGUGGUGAUUCAAGCUGUUAUGAGAUUGAAGAGAGUGUAGAGAUCCAACAAUAUCUACCCAAUUCAUCAACAGAGAUGAUUUCCAUGAAGGUCGAGGCUGUGGAUCAAGUGAUGGAUAUGAAGGAUGACAUGAUGGACCAAGUUCUUCAUGGAAAAGUUGAUGCUAAAGUUAGCGAGAGUGUAGUUGGAGGAGAAGUUCUAUCGUCCUCUUCUUUUCAAGAAGAGUCUGCAAACGUUGAGGAAGGUGCUGAUGACAUCAGUGUAGUAAAGAUCGCUCCAAAUGCUGAUGUAGCUUCUACGAACGGUACAGAUGUAGUUAACGACACAGAUGAUGUUGUCUUACAUAGUGACAGCUUACAAGUCUUUGACAGGGUUGUGUUUUGUGAAGAUGUUGAUGGCUUCCAGGAUACACAGAUGACUGAUGGUGAAGAUUGCUGCAGAAAUGAAGUGAAUAACUUCCCCGGAUCUUAUGAGAAACCCAUCAGUACUGAUGGUAUUUUGCAGAGCAAAGCUGUGAAGCUUGGUCUAUUGGCUGCUGGUGUUGGCAUCGGCGCCUACAUUGUCUACAAACUUUGUAUUAAGAAGUAAGAUUAAAUAAUCCAGAGAUUUUAGGAUAAAAACGAUUCUAGUAAUCAAAAACUGAUAUUUACCCGUGAUAUGAUUACGCUUUUCAGAAGCAAAACG
Messenger RNA from Actinia tenebrosa (Australian red waratah sea anemone), 1196 nucleotides. RefSeq lists its product as uncharacterized. NCBI's taxonomy places the organism in Eukaryota, Metazoa, Cnidaria, Anthozoa, Actiniaria, Actiniidae. The record is from RefSeq and is a predicted model, not a curated record.